AUGGGGACGCCGAGUGGGGCCGAGAGCGGGGAAUCCCGGCGGAGGACCGAAGCAUUUGGGGAAUGUAGGGGGGGUGCGAGCCCGACUUACAUAAAUUACGCCCUCGCCAUAUCGGACGACAUUCCCGAAGAGUACAGGGCAAACUACGAGCAGUUCCGCGACGCCCUUUCGUCCCUCUUCAUCGAGCGCAUCGCCGCCCCCUUCUCAAAACCCAAGCGCAGACCCUCGACCCGCCCGUGCCCAGGCCGAGGGCUGCGAGAUCUGUGGGCGCGGCUGGGUCCGCCUGACGUACACCACCACCUGAUCCCGCGCAUGGUGUACGACAAGGCGGUCAAGCGCGGCUGGCACCGCCGGGACGAGCUGCAGGACUUCCGCGGCCACGAGGAGCUCGCCAGGGAGUAUUACACGGUCGAGCGGCUGCUGGCGACCGACGAGGUGAGGAGGUUUGGCGAGUGGGUCGGGAGGGUGAGGUGGAAGGCGAGGUGA
Molecule: messenger RNA, 486 nt
Organism: Thermothelomyces thermophilus ATCC 42464
Lineage: Eukaryota; Fungi; Ascomycota; Sordariomycetes; Sordariales; Chaetomiaceae
Exons: 4
Coding region: 1-486 (161 amino acids)
Source: RefSeq, a predicted model, not a curated record